Messenger RNA from Populus euphratica (Euphrates poplar), 812 nucleotides. RefSeq lists its product as uncharacterized. The record is from RefSeq and is a predicted model, not a curated record. The coding region runs from base 47 to 685 and encodes 212 amino acids. The transcript is spliced from 3 exons. NCBI's taxonomy places the organism in Eukaryota, Viridiplantae, Streptophyta, Magnoliopsida, Malpighiales, Salicaceae.
UGAUUGUUCCAACCCAUCUCCAAUUAAGGUAAUAGCCGUAAACCUCAUGAAUUUUGAGUAUAGUGGAGACAUCAUGAAGAUCACUGUAUUUGUUGCUCCUUGUCUGGUAAAGAUCUACUUCAAUUUCAAUUCAAUUCAUGUAAUAGACAUGCCAAAUGCACUAUCCUACUGUGCAACAUUUCCAACUUUACAUACUCUAAUCCUGCAUCUGGACCCUUGGAAGGAAAAAAGAUUGCCACAGAGCAUGGACUCGCUCAGAAAUCUGAAGCAACUAGAGCUAUUUUAUAUCAGAGCAAUUAAGGAAGAGGAUCUGUUGUGGGUAUUGACAUAUCUAAAUGCUUGUCCACUUCUGGAGAAACUUGAUAUAACGCUGAGCGGUGAAGAAUUCCACAAAAAUCAAAGAGAGAUGCGGAAUAUCUAUGGAUGCACAUAUAGCAGACUCAAAAAGGUUCGGAUGAAUGGAUUUAAUGGUAACUGGUUCGAAAUGGAGUUGAUAACGCAUAUACUGAAAAGUGCAACAUCCCUUGAUCAAGUUGUUAUCAAUCCCUUGGCUCUUUUUUAUCUCGGAGGUGGAGAAUGGAGUCGUUUUACACCAGAUGAAUCCUGGUAUGAAUCACGACGAGAUGUUGUUAGAAAAUCACUUCAGGAAAAUGCUUUAGUUGGUGUUCAUCUUGUAGUCUUGUGAUGCCAUUUUCAAUUUCUUCUCUCUUUUUUUCUUGAGUUUUAGUAAUUACUCGUGUCAACAAACUUGGAAGUGAGGGCCUUUUGCUCUUAUUUGUUUUGAAUUAGUCCCAAAGGAAUAAUUGCCAUCA